CCUGCCUCGCAGCCGGCCGGCUUUGGGCUGCGCCUCAGAAGGACCCCGCGAGGGUGAGGAAGAGGAGGAGGAGAAGCACCACCCCGCCUCCCUCUCCCUCCCUCCCUCUCUCCCCUUCUGCAGCCGGCAGAAGAGCGGCUCCUCUGCUCGCCUGCGCCUGACUCCCGUCGCCGCCGCCGCCGCCGCCUUUUGUUUGGCUUCUCUCAGCCGCCGGGCGCGCGGGCGGCGAGUCUCUCCGUUGGCUCCCUUGGGAUGGUUUCGUGGACUUGCUGCUCUACCGGCUGGCGAUGCCCUGCUAGGGCCUCGGCUCGCUAACUGCCAUGUCUCCAGCAGCGGCCAGCUCGGGCCCCAGCAAGCGCCAGAGGCCCGGCGGCGCGGCGGCGCCCUAAGCGAGCGGGACGCCGAGCCGGUGGAUGCGGCCGCCGGCAUGUCGGGCGGCAGAGUGGGCGGCGGCGGCGGGAGCGGCGCGGCCGCGCAUCGGAGGUCCGAGGCCAGCGAAGGGGUGGCGCAGAGAGACGAGGAGCAGGAAGAAGAUGCGGAGGAAGAUCUCCGAGAUGGAGGAGUCCCUUUCUUCGUCAACCGAGGCGGGCUGCCCGUCAACGAGGCCACCUGGGAGAGGAUGUGGAAGCACGUGGCGAAGAUCCACCCCGAGGGAGAAAGGGUGGCCCUGAGGAUCCGGGGAGCCAGUGACCUGCCCAAGAUUCCCAUACCAAGUGUGCCUACGCUCCAGCCGUCCACUCUUAUCCCUGAGCGUCUGGAAGCUGUACAGCGUUAUAUCAGGGAGCUUCAGUACAAUCACACUGGGACACAGUUCUUUGAAAUCAAGAAAAGCAGGCCUUUGACUGGGCUGAUGGAUCUGGCCAAAGAAAUGACAAAAGAGGCUCUGCCAAUCAAGUGUCUGGAAGCUGUGAUCCUGGGAAUUUACCUCACCAACAACAUGCCAACCCUGGAGCGUUUCCCCAUCAGCUUCAAAACCUACUUCUCAGGGAACUACUUCCGCCAUAUUGUGCUGGGAGUGAACUUUGGGGGCCGCUACGGUGCCCUGGGCAUUAGUCGGCGCGAGGAUCUCAUGUACAAAGCGCCCACCUUCCGCACGCUGAGCGAACUGAUCUUUGAUUAUGAGGAGGCCUACCGGCGCUGUUGGCACACCCUAAAAAAGGUGAAGCUUGGCCAGUGUGUGUCCCAUGACCCACAUAGUGUGGAGCAGAUUGAGUGGAAGCACUCCAUCUUGGAUGUGGAGAAGCUGGGCCGUGAGGACUUCCGCAAGGAGCUCGAGAGGCAUUCCCGUGACAUGAGGCUGAAGAUCAGCAAAGGAACAGGGCCACCAUCGCCCACCAAGGAUAGGAAGAAGGAUGUGUCAUCCCCACAGCGAAGCCAAUCCAGUCCACAUCGUCGCAAUAGCCGGACAGAACGGCGACCAUCUGGAGAGAAGAAGCCUACAGAGCCCAAAGCUAUGCCGGAUCUCAACGGUUACCAAAUCAGAGUAUAAAGAAGUCUUCUCACCAUUCAAGGAUUGCUUUCUGGACACUUGUUUGGACCGAGUCUGCCCACAAGGGGCGCAAUGUGUGGGGAAAGGGGCACAGGGGGCAUGAAGUGCUGGUUUCCUCCGAGGUAUUUCCUGCAAUGCUGAACCCCCCAGAGCACUAUUCUGUGGGGUACAGGGCAUUCUGGGAGUUUGCUUCUCUGACUUUUAAAGGGGUGAUUUCCUCCCCCUUUAUAUAUAUAUUUUGUAAUCCAGCAGCUAAACAAACUGCACAAGCAGUGGACUCUGCCAGACAGUGUUGCAGUGUUGUACAGUAUUGGUAAGAAAAGUCGUCUUUUUUGCUGAGUUGAUGGCGAGACACUUGUGUCCGCCAGCCCAACGGGAACUGAACUUCUUUUAAUCCCUUUAGAGAGGCAUAUUUUCCACCCUUUAUUUCUGAAAGAAUCAAGCUGGUAUGAGGCCUCGGAGAAGUAGGGUCUGGAAACAAAAAGCUGAAUCCUGUGGAAGAAUUUUUGAAUUUGUACCUUCUGAGAAUUUUAAUAUUUUUAUUGAGUUGGAGUGGGGAGAAAGCAAGCACCGUCUUUGCAUAUGCCCUGAAACCACCAUCUUGUACUUCUGUUUCAAAUGAUGGAGUGCCUUGUAUGAUGAGAACAGCGCUCUCCUGCAGUUCCUGCAGCAAGGUGAAGCCGGCCAGUUUGAUGUCCCAGGAAGUGAGCCUUCAUAGCGGGCAGGUCAGGAGACAUUUCUUGCAUGCAGAAGCCAAAUGAAGGAUGGUAGCAUCUUAACUGGCCUAACCGUGGCCCUCGGCCAUUGUGAUGCAUUCAAGAGAUUGGUUGGAGACCAGUUUUCCAUCUCUUUACUUUCUGGUGCUAUUCUGGUGUCUCGAGUGCAUUGGCAGAGCAUCAUAGCCUUUCAAAGUGGGAGUGUGAUGUGGAUGCAAAGAGCAGAUCCAUAUGACUUGACUCCAUGAGUAUUUCUCCCUUUUAAAGAAAAAAGGAUGUGUUGCGCUCCCUCUCUUUUAACAACACAACCCUUGCUCGUUCUCUUUAUCAAGGUGUUGAUUUGUUGUCAUUUAAAGAUCACACACUGAUUAUUCUUAAGGUAUACCCAUAGCCUUUUUUUAAUGCAGAUAGUAACAUAUAACUGGGGUACCAGCCACAUCACAUCCUGUGGAUCUAUCACUGUUUGUGCCCUCUUUUCUGGUCCGUCCGUGUGCCCACCACCUCUGCCAAUCAUAUUCUAGAUAAUGAAAAGUGUGGGGUUUUCCAUGUCUGUCCUUGACUGAAGCCCUGUGUUGCCCUUCUGUCUGCCAUAUGUUUUUAGCGGAAAAUUUGUGCCAGUGCACCUGUAAAUCCUUUAAAAAAAACUUAAGCCACCUUGUUAAUUAAAUGUGGUAGCACGUCUCAGUGCUCCAUCCAUGUCCCUUUCUCAAAAAACAUGGAUGGAUAGGUGGGCUGGUGGCUGUGGGUGCAGUCGGGACAAUUUCAGCACUUAAUUUAAGGGGGGGGGAAUCUCUGCAUCUGGAAUGGUCAUUGCAGAUAGUGUGUAUGCAGAAGACAUGCCCUGGGAUGAUAAAGGAUGAUAAACUGAAAUGUGGGGAGGACUAGUAUGGCCACAACCUUAAAAGGAGCCUGCUCUGCAGACAGGGCUGAGAUGUCCCUCCCAGGCAGCAAGUGAAUCUGAGAUGCUGCUGCGACAAAUGAUACUCGCUCGUCACUCAUCCCUGUUGAUUAGCUUAUGGCCUCCUUGGGUUCAAUUGGCUUUCAGAGCAGUGUGAACUCGGCAGUAGCUGAGAGAGGGGACAGUGCACAAAAGGGCUCAUGUAUUAUGUAAGGGACGCAGCUUAAAGCAAUGAAGGGAAACCUGAUGCCCUCCAGAUAGUCUUCUGACUCCCUCUAUUCCUAGCCAGCAUGGUCAAUGGCCAGGGAUAAUGGGAGUUGCAGCCCAAUAACAUCUGGAGGGUUGCAAAUUCCCCAUCCCUGCUUCAAGAGUGCAAAGCACUUGCUCCACAGUAUCAUGUUUCCUAGUUCUCUUGUUCCAUAGGAUCUGUUCUGGCUGUGGAUUUUCCAUCAUCUUUUCCAGGAAGUCUGAUUGCCUUUUACCACUCUCCCACCCCACAACAGACAGUAUUUUCCAGGUUUUUACUUAAAGAAAAACAACAACUCUUUUUACUUAACUGCCUUUCUGUAGCAGGAUUGAGCUGGUCUUCCUCUUGACUAGUGAGCUGCUGCAAAGUAAUUAAACAUUUCAGAAGAUGGUGUGCUGUGGGUGUCUCUAGCUAUAGGGCCAGGGAGUGUUGUCUGUGAUCAGUAUUUUAUUUGUGAGUUGUGGACGGAGGAAGAGGCAAUAAGGUGUGGGGCUGUAGGCCCAAAGAGGAGGUGAGAUCUACAGUAUGUUAACCUAAUUGGGGUGUGGGGGGUGUGGGAGUUCACACGUGGAAUAUUUAACAUGUCUUACUACAAUACAGAAUGUGUACAGACACUUAUGAGCCAAAUGCAAACAUAUCAUGUUAGAAAAUGUUCACAGAUUUAAAAAAUAACAACUCUUUUGGAGCAUUGUUUAAGGAACCAUCCAACAUGCUUGUUGCCUGUCUCCUUUUGUGUCUCUACAAUUAAGAAGAAAAAGAUUUUAAAUAUGACUGGAUCAUAUUUAUAUUUAAAGAUGGAUGUUCUUUUUGUAGUUCACAUCGAGCCUAAUUUUAGGUAAUAAAUAGUGAAAUUCUACUGAAAACGAAGCCCGUAUUAAUCCAUUAGCAAUUGCCUGUGUUGAAAUGUCUGAAACAUCUUCCUCUUUAGAAUAGUGGGUCCUCUCAUCAAAGUCCUCCAACUAUCCCUUGUUUUUUUCUUUCCUAGCUUGUUAGCUGCCAAGUUUAUCUGCAUCAUGAAAGGGGGGGGGAGGGAUCACAUUCAUUACUGGGGCCAUGAACCUUUGGUGGCUGAGAGAUGAGCCUUAAUGUUUAGUCAUCCUCCAGAGCUGGAGAAGUUGAGCCAAGUUUCAAGAUUAGAUGUAAAGGAGGUUGGCAUCCAUCAUGUGGUCCUUGAGGUGAACUGAUAGUGAUCUAUCUGCAGGAAGACCCUUAUAAAGAAGCAGUCUAAGUUUGGUGGGUUGCAUUGUUCAUGAAACUUGCAACUAAUGAGAAAGUAAACAUUACCCACAAUUGGAACAAGUGUUCUUUUGCCAUGUAGCAGUCUCUGCCUGUUUUUGUUUUCUUAAAAAAAUAAUUAAAAGACUGGCUGUAAACAGAGAGAAUUCUUUAGUUGGCAAGCUGGAACAGACUCUGAGGAAAGCUGCAACCAGCAAUUCAGCUGUGGCAGAAGUGAGAACUGGGUAUAUUUGCAACAAAAAGGCACAAGGGGAAAACAGUUUUAGUGAUCUUGAGAGGAGGAAGCUGUUUGCUGUUUCUGCUGAGCUUUAUAAUUACAGCAAAGGGGGCUGUGACAGAAGGUUAGGAAAGAACUCCUCAAUUGUCAUCAAACUCAUGGGUGCGAGUGUUUUGAACCAGGAUGUCAAAUUUGUCAGAAUGACCAGUUCUAGUGCUUUGGUAAAAGAACGGUAUUGACUUAUAGCAGUUGAGCCUGCCAGGUCUCCCUGCCUUUACAGACGUUGGACGGACAUCGCAGCAAGGAGAUGUCUUGCCCACACCCAAGCAAACAUUCAUGCCUUCUUUCUACACAGAGCAGCAUACGUCACUCUGGCCAGGACUUCCCAUCACUCCACCUGCCCAGAUGAGGACAUAGGUGGCAAAUGCCCAAGUCUUACAGAUAGUUCCCCUUUCUGGGCUCAGAGCCCACCACCCCAAGCUCACAGAUAAGGGUAGCAUCAAAGCAAGCCAAUUAGCCUAUAUCAAAGCAAGUGAUUAUAAAUAUAUAUGAGCUCAGGGUUACAACUACCAAUUAAUUGUGGGGUUACCUUGCUCCCCAGUUCAGGGGAACAACAGGUUGACUUAAAGCAGUUCUCAUCAAACUCUACCUGGAGGAAACCCAAGGCACCUGUUGGAGAACCUCUGCAUGUUUCAGGCACCCUGGAGCAGGUCUGGAACCAGUUUGUAUGACUGAGAAGCUGCUGUUCCCCUUGAUGAACAGAGCCUGUGCCCCCAAACAAGCACCACCAAGCUGCCUAUUGCAGAAUAUGAUGCAUAGUGGAAGGAAAGCUUGUUUGCUAUUUCUGAUUUCUACACUGGGGAACCUUUGCCUAACCUUUGGACUCCUGGCAUCACUGCAUCAAAAACAACUGCCUUUGAAGGAUGGCCAGUAAACAGAAAUCACUGCAUAUCUCUUGUGAACCAAGCCUAUGUGUCUACACUUGUCUUCUGCUUGUGGAAUGCUCUCCCCAGGAAGGCCCUUAUUACAUAUCUUUAGGCACCAGGCAAAAAAAGUUAAUAUUCCCCAGGCCUUUGGAUAAUUCUAAUCGAUGGCCUUUUAAACUAUGUUUUGUUUGUUUGUUACAAUGGUAAUUUUGAAUUUUUAUAUUAUAAACUACCCUGUGAUCCUUGGAUGAAGGGCGGUAUAGGUAAUUAAUUAAUUAAUACUAAAUAAUAAACUUUCCUGCUCUAAGAUGUAUGAAAUG
Molecule: messenger RNA, 6049 nt
Organism: Podarcis muralis (Common wall lizard)
Lineage: Eukaryota; Metazoa; Chordata; Lepidosauria; Squamata; Lacertidae
Gene: VASH1
Product: vasohibin 1
Biological process (GO): regulation of angiogenesis
Cellular component (GO): cytoplasm
Source: RefSeq, a predicted model, not a curated record